AUGUCUGCCGGGAUCGGAAUCGCAUCUCAAACCGCAAGCUCGGACAACUUCGAAGAGCUCUGGAGGACGGCUCUGCAGCGCUACGAGAAAGAGACUGGACAAGACUUACUCGAGCACCCGUUUGAGAAGGCUAUUGCACUUAAACCCAGCAGCGCCAAAGUUCUCAUCGGGUACCUCGAACAACAAGACGCGUCGUUCAAGAGCUUUCGCUCCAAGGGCAAGAAAGUUUUAGGCGUACUCGAGUCUAUCACGAAUGUUAUCCUCCGCUUUCUCGACGUUGGUGCCGAGUUAGUUCCGAAUACAGUACCAGGUGGAAAGGCUAUCCUCGUUGCGCUUGGGGUUCUGCUGAAGGCAGUGAAUGGUGUUUCGAGGCUUUAUAACACCAUCGAGACUCUCUUCAACAUGGUUCAGGGAUGUCUCGAGCGCGUGCUCGUGUAUCUGGACGCCUCCAAACCACUCUCUUUGGCCCUCAAGAAGACCUUGAUCAAAAUACUCGCCCACAUUCUUACCUUGCUGGCCAUUGUCACAAAAUAUUGCAUCCCUACUCAUUGGGCUAUAAGUGAUACGAAGUCGACGAUAAAGACAGUGUGGAGGGUCAUCAGGCGCCGAAUCGCGGACUACUUUCGGGGCAUCCUAGGCAAUGAAGAUGUUCAGGAAGCUCUUGAGAAGCUGGAACUUCUUACGAACGAGGAGCAACUAGCGGUCGCGGCGGACACGAAUGCCACCGUUCGAAAGACCUACGACAGUACAGUCAUCAACGAUCUCCGAUCGUGGCUCCGCCCACCAGAACGGCUACCCAACAACUAUGAAAUGAAGAAGAAGCCCGGUAGCUGUCAAUGGUUUUUCAACGACCAAUUCAACCACUGGAUGGCGCACAGCAACGGAGUAUACUGGGUCUAUGGCGUUGCGGUCAUCGACAAGUUGGAGAAGGACCACAGUCUUCCUCUCGCAUACUUCUAUUUCGACCACACCGAUCGCGACAAGCAAGAUUGUCGCGGGCUCGCUUCUUCCCUUGUGUUUCAGAUCGGCACUCGUCCCGAAAGCCUCCCUCACCUCAAAGCACGAUAUGCAUCCCGUCUUCCUGGCCGCACACCCACACUUGAUGAUCUUCUUGAUCUGCUGUCGGGGAUACUUCCCUUAUGUGGAAAGAUCUUCGUGAUCAUCGACGCUCUUGAUGAGUGCCCGGAACGUGCGCGUGACUCAACCUUGUUGGACUUUCUCGGCCGCCUCUGUGAGAUCCAGAAGGACGACGCUAUAGAUCUUCGUCUUCUCGUCGUGAGCCGCCCGGAGCUUGACAUCCGGGAUCGCAUGCUUAAGCUUUACACGCAUGCCUUGGACAUUCGCGACGCUCACACGCACACUGACGAAAUAUACAAUCACAUCUCGGCCGAGCUUCACAAUGGCAAAUCGACGUAUUAUCAUGGCUGGUCCGAGGAUCUGACGAAACGGGUUCAUGCUGCUCUAAUGAAGAAAUCAAAUGGAAUGUUCUUGUGGGUUGUUCUCCAACUAAGGAUACUGAGACGUUGUUCCCCUGAGAAUGCUGAGGGCAUCUUGCGCGAACUACCGGAUACCAUUGAGGAAACAUAUGAACGGAUCUUGAACGAUUUCCCACGACAGAUUACAUUGAUCGAUCGCGCUCGCUGCGUCUUCGAGUGUAUCGCUUUUGCAAAGCGCCCGCUAUCUCUGAAUGCGGUGGUGGAGAUAUUCUCCGUGCGCUUCGAUACACCUACGGAGACAUCUAUUGACGCCAAUGCGAUGACUGAGAUCACAGACCCCGAGGUUUUCGUCUUAGGCAAAUGCCCCAGUCUACUCGACUUUGUCACAGCGCCGGACGGUGACAGGAUUGUCCAGUUCAUCCACCUCUCCGCCAAAGAGUACCUUGUCUCUUCCCUUAUCGAAUCGGCUACCUAUCCUGCCCCACUUUAUCAUCUGGACGCAGCAGCCGCCAAUUCUACGCUGGCAAGAGUCUGCAUUGCAAGCCUCAAUCUACAUGACAUUCUGUCAUCUUUUCAACAAUACGCUGCUGACUACUGGGAUGCUCACCUGACUGCACCCAUCCAAGUCUCCCUGCAGGACCAUCGCAUUCAUUUCUCUGGCGUAGAACAUCCUGAUAUAUUCAACACGUGGGCCCGGAAUCGAUUCGGUCGCGAUCGUAUGUUCGCACCGGACGACUUCUCUGAACUCGGAGAGAUCGUCAACCUGCGGGGAAAGCAUGGGAAGACAGCGUUGCACGUCGCUGCUCAGUGGGGAUGUGCGCAAAUCUGUCGCGCAUUGCUCGACCACAGAAGUACUCUCAUUGGCGAGAACGACGAGUACGGCAAUACACCUUUGCACUCUGCUGCAUAUUCAGGGAAUGUCGAUGCUCUCACGCCUGUCGUGCAAGCUAUGCAGACCGAAGGGAUUGUCGUGCAAGCUGUGCAGACCGACAGCCCUGAAGUCAACCGCCGGUCCUGCAACGACAAAGGGCAAACCGCGCUGCACAUCGCUACCCGGAGGGGUCACGUCAACGCUACUCGCAUGCUUCUCGAGUACUAUCUUCCCGUCUAUUGCACUGACAAGGGAGGCAACUUACCUUUACACAAUGCCGCACGCUCGGGUCAGCUAUCGACAGUCCGCCUCCUUCUGGACCUUCGUGAGGUACACAAUUACAGCGAGCAUUUCAUUUGCGGAGCCAUGGUCAGCGACGAAGUUCGCGCUCGCAAUCACGAAGGGCAUACCGCAUUGCACAUCUCCUCACAGAGGGGACACGCCGAUAUUGUUCAAGCGUUACUUGAGCACGGUGCCCUCGUCGAUGAAAAGGAUAAUGACGACAGGACGGCUGCGGACCUUGCCGAGGGAGAGGGACACUCUGAGGUCGUCCGCAUUCUCCACGAGUAUCGUGAGGAGCACAGCAUCUGA
Molecule: messenger RNA, 2898 nt
Organism: Peniophora sp. CBMAI 1063
Lineage: Eukaryota; Fungi; Basidiomycota; Agaricomycetes; Russulales; Peniophoraceae
Source: the annotation of a GenBank genome assembly